UAUUCAUUCAUAACCAGUGGGUUUCCGUUGCAUAUUAUCAAUAAAUUCUCAUCUUUAUUCUUCAAUAUUAUUCUGUCAAAUCAUCACGAUACUGUUAGUUCUUCUUAAACCUGCAGAUUCGAUCUCCUUUAACUUCCCGAAUUUCUCAAGGAAUGAUGGACGAAUAAAAUUCCAAGGAGCUUCAAUCAGGAACGGUAGCUUCAUUGAAGUCACCGGGAACAACGCUAGUCUUUAUACUGAUCGUAGUGGUACUGUAGGCCGUGCCGUUUACUCAGAAGCUAUACAGCUUUGGGAUGCAACCACUGGAAGGAUGACAGAUUUUGAGACACACUUUUCAUUCAUCAUUGAUGGACAUAAUGCGACUGCUGCUGGUGAUGGUAUGGCUUUUUUUCUUGCACCUUUUGGGUCUUUAAUUCCUCCAGAUUCUUGGGGGGGUGCUCUUGGCUUCUUGAGUCGGAACGUAUCUGAAAAUAACUUGGCGGCAAAUCAAAUUGUAGGCGUUGAGUUUGACAGUUAUAAAAACGAAUUUGAUCCAAGUUCAGAUCAUGUCGGUAUCAAUGUUAACUCGGUAGUGUCUGUUGCUAAUGUGUCAUUGGCAGAUGGUACUAUAAGGGAUGGAAGAAAAGCUAAUGCUUGGGUAACUUAUAAUUCUACUACGAAAAAUUUGAGUGUUUUUCUAACUUAUGCUAAAAAACCUGUUUUCAAUCGGAGUUCUACUUUGAAUCAUGUUGUUGAUUUAAGCAAAGUUCUACCAUAUCAGAUUACUGUUGGAUUUUCAGCGGCCACCGGGGUGUAUUUUGAAGAUCAUAAAGUCCUUUCCUGGAGAUUUAAUUCCACUUUAGAAUUAGUCAAGGUAAGAAAAGAUAAUAAUAAAACUGGUGAAGGAAAUAAUUAUCAAAACAUAGCCCCAUCAGUAGCCCCAACAAUAUCCCCAACAAUAGCACCAACAAGUACACAAGGGAAAGGUAAUAAAACUGAUGAAGGAAAUACUGAUCAAAACAUAGCACCAACAAGUACACAAGAGACAGGUAAUAAACCUGAUGAAGGAAAUACUGAUCAAAACAUACCACCAACGAGUACACAAGGGACAGGUAAUACAACCGGCUCGGCGGUUGGUCUUGGUGUUGGCCUUGGUGUUUUAGGUUUUGGGCUUGGUUUUGCUUUGUUUAUCUAGUGGAAGAGAAGACGCAGCUCAAGACAUUAUAGAAAUGCUACUUAAAUCAUGAAAUUUUGAGUACGUAUACAUGUAAGUUAGCUUAUUUCAUCAUAGUAUGUUAUCUACCGAGAAAAUUUAAGUCGAUGGAUAAUUAUCUAA
Molecule: messenger RNA, 1315 nt
Organism: Papaver somniferum (opium poppy)
Lineage: Eukaryota; Viridiplantae; Streptophyta; Magnoliopsida; Ranunculales; Papaveraceae
Product: mannose/glucose-specific lectin-like
Exons: 1
Coding region: 311-1174 (287 amino acids)
Molecular function (GO): carbohydrate binding
Source: RefSeq, a predicted model, not a curated record